Rubroshorea leprosula is the source of this 1351-nucleotide messenger RNA. Lineage: Eukaryota; Viridiplantae; Streptophyta; Magnoliopsida; Malvales; Dipterocarpaceae. The record is from the annotation of a GenBank genome assembly.
AGUAAUCUUUUGUGGUUUUGGGUUUUGUUUUGUUCCCCACUGCAGACUGCACUGCACCGGCUUCAGCGCAGGAGCUUGCUCUAAUCAUUACAACAAGUGUUCUGCAUAGUCUAACCGUAUUAUUGAAGCAAAAUUUGCUACAAUAGUUCUACCGUCCACUAUGAGCUCCAGUAGUCAUGCUACUCCAACAACUAGAAGAACAUUUGAGUUUGGGAGGACACAUGUGAUCAGACCGAAAGGAAGGCACCAGGCUACAAUAGUGUGGCUGCAUGGGCUUGGCGACAAGGGUGCAAGCUGGGCUCAGCUAUUGGAAACUCUCCCUCUUCCAAACAUUAAGUGGAUUUGUCCAACUGCACCAACUCGGCCAGUAGCCAUUUUUGGUGGAUAUCCAUGCACGGCUUGGUUUGAUGCAGGAGAUCUGUCAGAGGAUGGUCCUGAUGAUUUGGAGGGGCUUGACGCUUCAGCAGCACAUGUUGCCAAUCUGUUGUCAACAGAGCCUGCUGAUAUCAAACUUGGAAUUGGUGGUUUUAGUAUGGGUGCGGCCACUGCACUAUAUUCUGCCACAUGCUGUGUAUUGGGACACUAUGGGAAUGGAAACAUGUAUCCUGUCAACCUAAGUGCAGUUGUUGGUCUAAGUGGCUGGCUUCCAUGUUCAAGGACCUUGAGGACCCGUAUUGAAGCAUCAGUUGAGGCUGUUAGGCAUGCGGCAUCCUUUCCUAUUCUGAUGUGUCAUGGCUUAGGUGAUGAUGUGGUUGCAUAUCAACAUGGAGAGAAAUCGGCCCAGGUUUUAAGUUCAGUUGGUUUCCGAAACCUUAUAUUCAGAACCUAUAAUGGGCUUGGUCAUUAUACAAUCCCAGAAGAGACAGAUGAAGUCUGUAGUUGGCUAACUACAAGGUUGGGGCUUCAGGGGUCACGAUCUUAAUAUCAGAAAAGAUUACAAGGCAAUGCUGAGUGCAGAAGCACUUUACUUGCUUCCUGUGUAGAAAGAGGUAAUCUAGAAUAUGGAUCUUUGGUGUGGGGUAUAAGGUAAUAGCUGCAAUUUCCACUUCUGAUUCUCUAUAAUGCCAGUUUCCUCCAUAAAAGUUUCCCGCUAAGGGUAGUACUCUUAUUUAGUGGUUGCUAGUAAUGGGUUGAAGAAAUUUCUGUUCUCUAGGUUGGAUCCAGGGCAAGUCUCAAUCUGGGAAAUUUUGUUUCUUGACCGAAUUAUGAAGCUCAAAAUGUACUUAGUGCACAAGAAAGGAAUGAGAUGAGCUCAUUUUUCAUUUUUGUACUACAUUGAAACUUUCCUCAGAUUAUGAGGUAUUUUCUUAUUUUCAAAAGAAUGCAAAUCAUGUGACAAGCCUCUUUCUGA